AUGUUUGAGAUUUUUCAUUAUCAAGAGUCAAAAAGAGAAGUUCUUGACGAUUUUCUAGUUAGAAAGCUGUGGCCUAAUCUGGAUUUUAAAUUCGAUUGGGUUGCGUCUAUGGGUUCCUCGGGUGUUCUUCUUUUAAUUUGGAACUCUGCUGUGUUGUGUAACGAACUUGGCCCUUUAUUGCAUUGUGCAGGUACGGUUACCAUUAGUGGUGAUUUUAAUGAGACUAUCCAUCCAGAGGAGAGGUUGAACAGUGUGGGGUACUCUCCUUCUAUAUUGGCGUUUGGUGAGUUUGUGAAUAAUUCAGAGAUGCUUUAUUUACCUCUCCAGGGAAGAUCAUACACUUGGCAGAAUUCGUAUUCUAGAUCACGCAUAGAUAGGUGUCUGAUUUCAGCCGAUGCCGGUGUUCAAUGGCCUUUUAUGUCACCCACAGCUCUGCUGGGUAAUCAUUCCGAUCAUCCUUUUAGAUCUGUUGAUGCGUGGUGGGAAUAUGAGGAUUUUAAAAAAUUUGUUUCAGACAACUGGGUUUCAGCCUGUGAGAAAUCAUCAGAUCUCACGUCUAGGCUUCGGGAACUUCGGGCCUCCAUUAAAGGUUGGAAUCAGAAUGUGUUUAGAGACCAAAACAAGAGGAUUAAAGAUCUGUCUGAGGAGAUUUUUCAGAAAGAAGCACAGGUGGAUGUCAAUUUAUGUUCGGAGGAGAAAAGAAUUGUUAUUGGUAAACUUAAAGCUGAGCUAUGGGAGGUGGAAAAAAGAGUUCAAUCAAUUUGGGUGCAAAACUCUAGACUAAACUGCAGUACAGCUGGCGACCGAAAUACAAAGUUCUUUCAUAGUGUUUCUUAUAAACACUACAAGAAUAACCAUAUCUCUUCAAUCCGAGUAGAGGAUGCUACCUACACUGAACUGAGUGAUAUUCAGGGUUAUAUAAGAGUUUUUAUUAAAUCCUUAUACGGUCUGCAGACUGUGGUGAACUUUGAUCUCUCUGGGUUUUCUUUUGAGAAGAUUACUGAGGAACAAGCAAAUGGGUUGAUGAGUCCUUUUAAUGAGGAGGAAAUUUUCAAGGCUCUUUCCUCCUGUGGUGAGCGAAAGGCUCCUGGGCCAGAUGGGUUCAAUUUUUACUUUUACAGACGAGCAUGGCGUUUCAUGAAAGAUGUUAUCCGAGGUUUUUUUGAGGACUUCCGUAGUUCUAGUUUUUUUACCUAA
Molecule: messenger RNA, 1197 nt
Organism: Mercurialis annua (annual mercury)
Lineage: Eukaryota; Viridiplantae; Streptophyta; Magnoliopsida; Malpighiales; Euphorbiaceae
Exons: 4
Coding region: 1-1197 (398 amino acids)
Source: RefSeq, a predicted model, not a curated record